CAAUAAUGAUAAAGCAAACAAAGGGGAUUGGGGAAGAUGAUCCAGUUAAUAAGCGCCAUUUCCAUUCUCAUCUUCGCGAUCCUUGCACAAUCAACAACAGCAUCCAGAUUACCGGCUAUCCUAAGUUUGAAAACCUCCACCUUAUCCGUUACGGAUUUCGGCGCAGUCGGCGAUGGUGUUCAAUACGAUACAGUUCAAAUUCAGGCUGCGAUCGACGCAUGUUUCGCUUCCUCUGAUAUAGGAGGACGAUGCCGUGUCGUCUUCCCUCCAGGGAACUACCUAACGGCGACGAUCUUUCUCAAAUCUGGCAUUGUUCUCGAUGUACAAGAAGGCGCCAGAAUUCUAGGUGGGACGAGGAUCCAGGAUUAUCCAGCGGAUCAGAGCCGAUGGUAUGUGGUGCUGGCGGAGGACGCAACGGAUGUAGAGAUUACCGGAGGUGGAGAGAUCAAUGGUCAGGGUUUGAAGUUCGUGAAUCGAUUCGAUGAGAGGAAGAAUGUGAUGGUGAGCUGGAAUCAAACUGGAGCAUGCUUGGGUGAUGAAUGUCGGCCGAGACUCGUAGGUUUUCUUAGAUGCCGGAAUGUUAGGGUUUCAUCAGUCAGCUUGAUUGAACCGGCUUAUUGGUGCUUGCAUAUUGUAAAGUGUGAGAACACAUCAAUUGAAGAUGUUUCAAUUUACGGAGAUUUCAAUUCUCCUAAUAACGAUGGAAUCGACAUAGAAGAUUCAAACAACACGAUGAUAACUCGGUGCAAAAUUGAUACAGGUGAUGAUGCAAUAUGUCCAAAAACCUCCAAUGCGCCUCUCUACAACCUUACUGCAACUGAUUGCUGGAUCAGAACAAAAUCAUCCGCCAUCAAACUUGGGAGUGCUAGCUGGUUUGAGUACAAGGGUUUGUUGUUUGAUAACAUAACCAUUGUUGAAUCUCAUAGGGGACUUGCCUUUCAAAUUCGAGAUGGAGGAAAUGUGAGUGAUGUUACCUUCUCGAAUAUAAACAUAAGCACAAGAUACUAUGAUCCUUCAUGGUGGGGAAGAGCAGAGCCUAUUUACAUAACAACCUGUCCUAGGCACUCAAAUUCGAAAGCGGGAUCAAUUUCUAAUAUUCAGUUCAUCAACAUAUCGUCAAUAUCUGAAAACGGGGUUUUCUUGUCAGGAUCCAAAGGGGGGCUUUUGAGCAAUUUGAAGUUCUUGAAUGUAAACCUUACAUACAAAAGAUGGACUAAUUAUUCGGAUGGUUUGAUAGAUUACAGGCCUGGAUGUCAAGGGCUUGUUAUUCACAGUAUAGCAGGGUUCUUGAUGGAAAAUAUUCGAGGGCUGUCAAUUGAAAACGUGAAUAUGAGAUGGUUGAAGAAGGAAGAUGAAGGAAAUGAGAAGUGGAACAAUCCUUUAGAGUUUCGGCCCUCAACUGUGACUGAUAUUUCCUUCAUGAAUUUCCACUCUGAAGUAUAUGAACAGAGAUGAUAAUGAUUCUUCUAAAAUCUCUGUAUGUUUUGUUUCCACGUGAUGAUUAGUUGAUGGAUGAAAAAUUGCAUAAGUAAAUAGUUGUUUUUUAUGAAG
Messenger RNA from Impatiens glandulifera, 1551 nucleotides. Its product is annotated as probable polygalacturonase. Gene Ontology annotation, molecular function: polygalacturonase activity. NCBI's taxonomy places the organism in Eukaryota, Viridiplantae, Streptophyta, Magnoliopsida, Ericales, Balsaminaceae. The transcript has 3 exons. Gene Ontology annotation, biological process: carbohydrate metabolic process. The coding region runs from base 37 to 1455 and encodes 472 amino acids. The record is from RefSeq and is a predicted model, not a curated record.